AUGACUCUCGCCAAACGCUCCGUCUUCUCCAACCACUCCGAGGUUCCCUGCGGGAUCCAAAGCAAGCAGCAAGCAGCAAGCAGCGCGUUCUACGUCACCCCAUCCUGCCCCGUCUCAUCCGCACCCCAGAUCAUCAACCGCGUAGCAGUUCUUGUCACGGCCAUCAUCAUUCUGGUCGGCACAGCUGCUUUGAGGCUCUUUCUUUCUCUCUCUUUCUGCUCUGGGCAAGACUUCAUCCAGAAUCUCGUUCGGAACAUGUCGAAUCCAUCCAACGUUGGCGGCAAGUCCUCAUCGACUCAACCGUCCGCAUCCCACUCCGGCGCCCCCUUCUCACCGGCUGCAACGUCGAGUUUCGAUACCAACCGCCGACCGUUCCAAAGCAGUCAAUCGAUUCAAAUUGCUGCGCCUAGGAAAGGACAGGGGCAAAGAAAGCAACAUAGAACCCAAAAAAGAGCCGGCUCAUACAGGGAGGACGCAGACGACAUGGACGAGAUAAGAGCGAUCCGGAACGCAUCCAGUCGCCGGGGCCAGACCUCGAUCACCCAUUUGCUGAAUUAUUCCGCGCCCCGUCCUCGCUUUGAGAACCACCAUUCCUCCUAUAACCGGAAUUACCGCCGCAAUCCGACCUGGGGCCCAGGAUCCGGUUAUCACGCAGUUGACAAGGCUCGCUAUGUUCACGCCAACUACCGCUUCAUUGUCUCGCCCAAGGGCGACUACUCCAAGCAGGCUGUUGACGCUGACGAGCACCUCGACUGGGCUGAUGUGCUUCAGGUCUUGGCUUCCGCCGAGUCACAGGCUGCGUCCUGCCCCAUCUGUCUCUCGGAGCCCGUGGCACCUCGGAUGGCAACAUGCGGUCACAUAUUCUGUUUGCCGUGUCUGAUUCGAUUCAUGCACUCCACCUCGGGCGAGGAGGCAAGUGUCAACGAGAAGAAGGCAAGGUGGAGGAAAUGUCCCAUCUGUGAUGACAGCGUACAGAUGUCCGAAGUACGCCCAGUGCGUUUUUACGCCGGUCAAGAGAGCCCAUUGCCGCGGCCAGGCGACGAUGUUGUGCUCCGGCUUAUGAUGCGAUACGACAAGUCGACACUUGCGUUACCCAAGGAGGGCGGAGCAGAGGUCCUGAGCUCCGGGGACGAGAUCCCUUGGCACUUCGCAGCAAACGUUCUAGAUUACGCCCGAAUCAUGCGCGGCACGACUGAUUACAUGAUGGAGCAAUAUAAUGAUGAGAUUGAGCAGCUGACCAAACAGGAGAAAGAGGAUGAGCUGCUCUUCAACGAGGAUGGGGAAUGGACGCAGCGAGCGGUCAAGGCGAUUGAGACUGCAAAAGAUAAAGUCAAGGACCUUGGAGAAGUUCAAGUCGCCAUGGCGGAGGCGUCCAAGAACGCCAGCUCCAGCAGACGUGGACAGUCUGAGCACGAGUUCUACUUCUACACGUCGCCUCCACAUCUAUACCUCUCACCUCUAGAUAUUCGGAUUCUCAAGACAAAGUACGGCUCGUUUCCACAGUUUCCGUCAACACUGUUACCGAGGGUCGAGCACAUUUCGACAGGGAACACGCUUGACGACGCGCUUAGAAAGAGAGCAAAAUAUCUGGGCCACGUCCCUCGCGGAUGUCUCAUCUCUUUCCUGGAAUGCGACUGGACCGAUAUCGUCCCCAAUGAGGUUCUGGAUAACUUCAAAGAUGAGAUUGAGCGGCGCCGGAAACGGAACCGAGACAAGGAGGCACAGGAGGAGCGCGAGCGUCUCCAAGCAGAGCGGUUGGAAUCUGCUGCAUAUCGUCGAGGGCCGGGCAGGACUGUUCUAAGCGCUGCGGAUGAGAGCUUUACCAUGAGGUAUAGCGACGAGGGCAACUCUGAUCGCCUGAAUCUAGAAGAUUUUCAACCACUUGGAGCAGCAAGUACGACACCUCCCAAUCCCCGACAUGGCUUCUCCCCACUGGCAUCAAUGUCCACCAGCCCCUCGACGCAGAGAACAAUCUGGGGCACCCCGGCCAUCCCACCUUCUCCCUCAGCAGGCCCGACUGAACCGGCAGCAGAUGUGGAUGACGGAUGGCUCAAGAGCGAUCAAUUCCUAGACUCACUUGGGGCUGCAGAGUUGGCUGUUCAGAUGGAGGCUUUGGGCGUGGAAAAUACAACGCCAGAGGGGACUUCUGGUGGUAACAACGGUGGAGGCAAGAAGAAAAAGAAACAGAAACAGAAAAUCACCUUGAUGAGCACUGGUGGUAAGAGAGGCAACUAG
This is a messenger RNA of Diaporthe amygdali, 2235 nucleotides long. RefSeq lists its product as uncharacterized. Gene Ontology annotation, biological process: positive regulation of transcription by RNA polymerase II. Lineage: Eukaryota; Fungi; Ascomycota; Sordariomycetes; Diaporthales; Diaporthaceae. The record is from RefSeq and is a predicted model, not a curated record. The transcript has 2 exons. Gene Ontology annotation, molecular function: metal ion binding; transcription cis-regulatory region binding. The coding region runs from base 1 to 2235 and encodes 744 amino acids.